Molecule: messenger RNA, 279 nt
Organism: Trichoderma virens Gv29-8
Lineage: Eukaryota; Fungi; Ascomycota; Sordariomycetes; Hypocreales; Hypocreaceae
Exons: 2
Coding region: 1-279 (92 amino acids)
Source: RefSeq, a predicted model, not a curated record
AUGUCAAGCAGUCAAAUCGCCGCUCCAUAUGCCAUCAAGCCGUCCCAGCGGGCCAACAUCCGGCUGUCAACGGCUCAGGACAUUUACUCAUCGCUGAGCAGUUCUCUUAGCCCGCUAAAGGGACACCAGCGACCGGCCAUUCCUUUUGAUAAUGCCGCCAUGACCAAAGAAGGCGACGGCUCCUCGACUCCUGUUCAUCGCAUCCUUGAGGAUGAUUACACCGUUCCAGCGCCACCUCCACCUAGCCCUUGUGGCCGGGCUAGCCCCGACAAACACUAA